Molecule: messenger RNA, 519 nt
Organism: Octopus sinensis (East Asian common octopus)
Lineage: Eukaryota; Metazoa; Mollusca; Cephalopoda; Octopoda; Octopodidae
Product: protein ZBED8-like
Exons: 1
Coding region: 1-519 (172 amino acids)
Source: RefSeq, a predicted model, not a curated record
AUGGCAAGAUUACUGAUUGGGAAAGAUGCUGAAAAAGAAUUUAAGAAUAUACCAUUUAAUACAAUCUCUAUGCGAAUUCAUGAGAUGUCAAAAGAUUUGCUAGAACAGCUAAUUUUUCGUAUUCACCACAGUCAAUUUCCAAUAAGCAUCCAGUUGGAUGAAUCUACCGAUAUCAAUUCAAUGUGCCACUUAGUCGCAUUUGUUCGAUUUGUUGAAGACGAUUCUGUCGUGGACGAGUUUUUAUUUUGUUUGGAAACGACAGGAAGAACACGAGGAAUUGAUAUAUUUCAUCCCUUUUCGUCUUUCCUUGUUUCCAAUAAUAUUCCCUGGACUAAAGUUGGGCCGAUAUGCACUGAUGGAGCACCUGCCAUGCUCGGACAUCGAUCUGGUUGUAUUGCACUGGUUAAGGAUGUCGCAUCUCAUAUUAUCGCAACCCAUUGUGCAAUACAUAAGUAUGCUCUUGCUGUAAAGACGAUGCCUCAAGAAUUGAAAAUUGUUCUUGAUUCGACCGUCAUUUGA